UUUCAGCCCAAUGGUCGCCACAACCAAGGAAUUCCAGCUCCACCACUCUUACAAAAAUGUAUCGAAAUUAGAGGACGAAGGAACUCUUCUAAGCCCAAGUGAAGAGCAUUUCAACGUUCAAUGGUAUAUGGCAGUUUCCCAUAAGAAAGAAGACAUGGCAGUCUACCUUCACUGCAAUAUAUUGGGAAAAGCCGAAGCCACGUGGUGCAUCGAUGCCGAAUUCGAAUUUACACUCAAAAAUUCUUGUGGAAAGCGAUCUACGAAAAAAACCGCCGUUAAAUUCACAAAUUCGGAGAAUAUCGGCUAUGGUUGGAAGAAAUUCAUUAGUUGGGAGAUGCUGGCGAAGGAUUAUAUAAUUGAUGAUAUUAUUAUCGCUGAGGCAACUGUAAAGGUCACUAAUAUGACUGGAAUUCUGAAGAAAAAGCUCAAAAGCUUCGAAAAAUCUGAGGAACAAUUUUCCGAUGUAAUUCUCGCUGUUGAAGAUGAAACAUUCCAUGUUUUGAAGAAAUUCCUGGCCUCCCAUUCCACAUAUUUCAACGCUCUUCUUCUCGGGAAAUUCAAGGAAGCCGAGAUUUCAGAAGUCGCGCUCAAGGACAUUGAUUCCACGGAUUUUCAGAAUCUUUUGGAGGUUUUGUAUGGCGAAUCGGCUAUUGAUGAAGACACCAUCGAAGGAAUUCUCCACCUGGCCCACAUGUAUGAUAUGCCAUUUCCAACCCGAAAAUGCGAGGAAUUCCUCAUCGAUUUUUCUGAAAAACCAAUUAAGGAGAAGCUCAAAGUCGCUAAAAAGUAUCAGCUGGAGGAUUUGAAGAUGUCCUGCCUCAUGAAAACCAAUACAAUCGAUGAAAUCAAGGCGGCGUUGGCCGGAGAUUCCACUGAAAUGGAUGUGACUGUCCUGGCGGCUCUUCUCGAGAAAACUCUGACGUUUCAUUGAUUUUUUCGAGGAUUUAAUGUUUUAAAUAACUGUUUUAUCCCUGUUACUUGUUCUUGUUGACAUUUUGAAUAAAAUUCUGUUUUUU
Molecule: messenger RNA, 1016 nt
Organism: Caenorhabditis elegans
Lineage: Eukaryota; Metazoa; Nematoda; Chromadorea; Rhabditida; Rhabditidae
Gene: bath-4
Product: BTB domain-containing protein
Source: RefSeq, marked reviewed